Messenger RNA from Nelumbo nucifera (sacred lotus), 3658 nucleotides. Its product is annotated as lon protease homolog 1, mitochondrial-like. The record is from RefSeq and is a predicted model, not a curated record. Gene Ontology annotation, molecular function: serine-type endopeptidase activity; ATP-dependent peptidase activity; single-stranded DNA binding. Lineage: Eukaryota; Viridiplantae; Streptophyta; Magnoliopsida; Proteales; Nelumbonaceae. Gene Ontology annotation, cellular component: mitochondrial matrix. Gene Ontology annotation, biological process: mitochondrion organization; protein catabolic process; chaperone-mediated protein complex assembly.
CGCCGAUUUACUUGAAUGAAAUACUUUCUUGUUCUGGACUCCUCUUGUCUUGGUCCACUAAUGGCGCUUCCUUGCAUAGACAAACACAUGCAAAAUUGAGACAAUUAGGGCAGGGAAGCUCGAAAAUACCGAAUUUGUUGGGUUUCUUCGAUCAGCUUUCAUCAAUGCUGAGGGUUUUGUCAGCUUCAUGUCUACAGGGCCGACUGCAGAACUUCACUGCGAGGCUUCCUGCAAGUGCAAAUUCCUAUUGUGGGGGAGAACAAAGGCCUCCGUUACUUCGAGUUUUGGGCUCUUUGAGAAGCUCCAAUCCAAGAAACCUAAGAUUAUGUAAAAGAGUAUUUUUCUGUUCAGACUCUGGCGAUGGGUCUAAUGACUCUAAUCCGGUUGUUGAGUCUGAGGCCAAGUCAGCUGAAACCGAGGCUGCGGCGGAGAGUGCAGAGGUAGUUGAUUCGAAAGCAUCAUCGGCUAUCGUCCCCACUAAUCCUAGACCGGAGGAUUAUCUCACGGUUUUAGCUUUGCCUCUGCCACAUAGACCUUUAUUUCCAGGUUUCUACAUGCCAAUAUAUGUGAAGGAUCCCAAACUAUUAGCAGCUUUAGUGGAAAAUCGUAAACGACAGGCCCCAUAUGCGGGUGCUUUUCUGCUUAAAGAUGAACCAGGGUCAGAUUCUAGUCUUUCAUCUGGUUCAGAAACAGAGAAGAAUAUAUAUGAUCUCAAAGGAAAAGAAUUGUUCAGUCGUCUUCAUGAAGUUGGCACCUUGGCACAGAUAACUAGUAUCCAAGGGGAUCAGGUAGUUCUUAUUGGUCAUAGGCGACUGCAGAUAACUGAGAUGGUUAGCGAGGAUCCCCUUACGGUUAAAGUUGAUCAUCUUAAGGAUAAACCUUAUAAUAAGGAUGAUGAUGUUAUUAAAGCCACAUCUUUUGAAGUUAUAGCAACCCUAAGGGAUGUUCUUAAGACAAGUUCCUUAUGGAGGGAUCAUGUCCAGACAUAUACCCAGUUAAAUGAUGGAAGAAGAAGAAAGAAGAAAGGGAAAAGGAAGAAAGAUGAGGGAGGAAAGAAAUUAGGGAAAGAUUGGCAUAUUGGUGACUUCAAUUUUCCAAGGUUGGCAGAUUUUGGUGCUGCUAUUUCGGGGGCAAACAAGCUGCAAUGCCAGAAAGUGCUGGAAGAACUUGAUGUGUACAAGCGUUUAAAUCUAACCCUGGAAUUAGUAAAGAAAGAGAUGGAGAUCAGCAAAAUACAGGAAUCAAUAGCAAAAGCCAUUGAAGAAAAAAUAAGUGGUGAGCAGCGCCGCUAUCUAUUGAAUGAACAACUUAAAGCUAUAAAGAAGGAGCUUGGUUUGGAGACAGACGACAAAACUGCACUUUCUGCAAAGUUUAGGGAAAAGCUUGAACCAAACAAGGAAAGAUGCCCACCACAUGUUUUGCAAGUUAUAGAAGAGGAGCUCACAAAGCUCCAGCUUCUAGAGGCCAGUUCAAGUGAGUUUAAUGUUACUCGUAACUAUCUUGAUUGGCUCACUGCAUUACCUUGGGGAAAUUACAGUGAUGAGAACUUUGAUGUUCAUCAUGCUCAAACAAUACUUGAUGAAGACCACUACGGUUUAAGUGAUGUUAAGGAGCGGAUACUGGAAUUCAUAGCAGUUGGAAAACUUAGAGGAACCUCACAAGGAAAAAUCAUUUGUCUAUCUGGGCCUCCUGGAGUGGGUAAAACCAGCAUUGGUCGUUCCAUUGCACGUGCCUUGAAUCGGAAGUUUUAUCGGUUCUCUGUAGGAGGAUUGGCUGAUGUUGCUGAAAUUAAGGGGCAUCGUCGAACAUAUAUAGGUGCCAUGCCAGGAAAGAUGGUGCAGUGCCUGAAAAAUGUUGGAACAGCUAAUCCUCUUGUUCUGAUCGAUGAGAUUGACAAGUUGGGAAGGGGGCAUGCUGGUGAUCCCGCAAGUGCUUUGUUGGAGCUUCUGGAUCCAGAGCAAAAUGCAAACUUUCUGGACCAUUAUCUUGAUGUCCCUAUUGACUUAUCUAAGGUUCUAUUUGUCUGCACAGCAAAUGUAGUGGAAAUGAUACCAAAUCCUCUCCUGGAUAGAAUGGAGAUCAUUGCCAUUGCUGGCUAUAUAACUGAUGAGAAGAUGCAUAUUGCCAGAGAUUAUUUGGAGAAAACAACUAGGGAAGCAUGUGGUAUCAAGCCUGAACAAGUUGAAGUGACAGAUUUAGCUCUUCUUGCUCUGAUUGAAAAUUACUGCCGGGAAGCAGGAGUUCGGAAUUUGCAGAAACAUAUUGAGAAGAUAUACCGCAAGAUCGCUCUACAACUUGUUCGAAAAGGAGUAGCAAAUGAAUCAUCUCCAGUUGUUGGGGUCCAGGUCAUUGGACCUGAUGAAAACAAAGAAAAGUCUGCUGAAAAGUUGAAUGAAACUGUGGAAGGGGAGAUACAGAUAAUUGCUGAACCAGAGGAAGGUAUAAUUCAAGAGAAGCCUAGCGGAAAAUCUAUAGAAGCUGAUCAAAUACAGAUGAAUAAUCUAGCAGCUGAAACUCCACAAACAGAUGAUCAAAUGGUUGAUUCUAAGGACCCUGUAGAAAGAAACCAGGUCCGGGAAAGUGAAGCAAGUAAGACCAUUGAGAAAGUGAUGAUUGAUGAAUCAAACCUGUCUGAUUUUGUUGGUAAACCUGUUUUCCAUGCCGAGCGCAUCUAUGAUCAGACACCAGUUGGAGUUGUGAUGGGUCUUGCAUGGACUGCAAUGGGUGGUUCAACCUUGUAUAUAGAGACCACCCAAGUAGAACAAGGAGAUGGGAAAGGUGCAUUACAUCUCACUGGGCAACUUGGAGAUGUCAUGAAGGAGAGUGCCCAGAUAGCACACACGGUUUCCAGAGCAAUUUUGCUUGAGAAAGAUCCAAAUAAUCACCACUUCUUUGCUAAUUCGAAGCUCCAUCUCCAUGUGCCUGCUGGAGCUACCCCAAAGGAUGGCCCAAGUGCUGGUUGUACCAUGAUCACUUCAAUGUUGUCCCUAGCAAUGAAGAAGCCUGUAAAGAAGGACCUAGCAAUGACAGGAGAAGUGACACUUACAGGGAGGAUCCUUCCAAUUGGUGGGGUCAAGGAGAAGACAAUUGCGGCAAGGAGGAGUGAGGUGAAGACUAUCAUAUUCCCUUCAGCUAACAGAAGGGACUUCGAUGAACUUGCUGCCAAUGUAAAAGAAGGCCUUGAAGUUCACUUUGUAGAUAACUACAGUCAAAUAUUUGAGCUAGCUUUCAAUGGUGAACAGAAUGCAGAAAAAUAAUUUGCACUUGUUUCAGUAUGUCUUCAAAUACGUACUAUUCGGGAUCCUGAGGAAAACCUUCAUUGCAUGCAUUUAGGACCCAGCCAUCAUCAAUUUUGUAGAUGUAAAUCCUUCAAUAAGGAGAUCCUGAGAAGAAGAAAGUAGGAUUGAGCAAAAGUUGUACAAUAUUCAAUCGCUUCAAGAUACAAUCCUCCAUUAUUUAUUAACUUGAUCUGAUAUUGAGGAAAAAUAUUUUGUAGAUUUGUUAAUUGUCUAAUUCAAGUUUGAUGGUCCACCAUCAUUUAUUUAUGAUUUUAUAUGCCUUGUAAAAUCGUAUCAUUCUUCUGUAACAACCAUAACAUUAUUCUUGAGGUUGCAUUUUUUUCUGUCAGAUUAUUCCACAUCUAAGCAUGGUUGUGUUC